AUGUCUCUCCUCGCUGCGCACCUCGACCAAAUCUCCUACUCAUGCCAGGGCAUUGACGCGCUCCCCUUCCCGCCGCCCAAAAUCUUUACCAAUGCUCUCCUCUCCAACCACGACAUCACCUCCCUCAUCCGCGACACCGAGCCGCACGAGCGCGCCCUCUUCUCUGUGCCUCCCCCACCACCGCCGGCCACUUCCUCCCGCAGCGGCGAGCAGCCCGCCCUGGACGCCCAGCCCACUGCCGCCCGCCGGCAGACCGUCUUCAACGUCGCGUCGGGCGAGGUCACCACCGGUCCGCCCACGCGCGGCUCCACGCACCCGCGCCGCCACACCGCCGUCGCGGCCGUUCUCGGCGGCGAGAUGCACGACCAGCUGCGCCGCGGGGCCGCCGCCGCCGCCGGGGGCGACGUCGACGUCGAGGUCCUGCUGCGCGGCGCCGAGAAGCUGUGCGGCGUCUACGAGCUGCCCGGGGCGCGCGACCGCAUCGCCGCCCUGCGCGCCAAGCACCGCAACGGCAAGAACACGGCCGCCUACUACGAGGCCAAGGUCGCGGCGCAGGCCGAGCAGCUGGCGAGCAUGAACAAGGGCUGGAUGGACCGGGACGACGAGGAGGACGAGGAAGAGGCCGAGGAUGAGAGUGAGCUCUGGACCGAGGAGGACCUGCGCCGCGAAGAGGACGAGGCCCGGCAGAUGGAGGCCAAGAAGCGCGAGCUGCAGGCGCGGCUGCGGGCCAUGAACAAGGACCUGGGCGGGCUCAUGAAUAUGUGA
Purpureocillium lilacinum is the source of this 765-nucleotide messenger RNA. RefSeq lists its product as uncharacterized. The record is from RefSeq and is a predicted model, not a curated record. Gene Ontology annotation, cellular component: spindle microtubule; DASH complex. Gene Ontology annotation, biological process: attachment of spindle microtubules to kinetochore. Lineage: Eukaryota; Fungi; Ascomycota; Sordariomycetes; Hypocreales; Ophiocordycipitaceae.